Molecule: messenger RNA, 2865 nt
Organism: Heterobasidion irregulare TC 32-1
Lineage: Eukaryota; Fungi; Basidiomycota; Agaricomycetes; Russulales; Bondarzewiaceae
Product: oligopeptide transporter
Exons: 26
Coding region: 153-2492 (779 amino acids)
Biological process (GO): transmembrane transport
Molecular function (GO): oligopeptide transmembrane transporter activity
Source: RefSeq, a predicted model, not a curated record
CCCCUCCGUACCUCCCGUCGUCGCACACAACCACAGCGAUACCCACCACGACCCCACCGAUUGCGGACGACGAGCCAUUGCAUGCACAAUCCCCACGACUCCACUUCACACGACCUCCGACGAUUGCUGAAAAUUCUGUAGAGCUGCUCAGCAUGGAGCAGCAGCCGGGAGAGAUCGAGGAAGGAGACGCUAAUUUUCAGUCCAAAUGGAAGGGGACAGAGGGCGCGGAGGACGAGGUGGAGGACGUGGUCGAGAAAGAGUCGGAGUUUGACGACCCGAACAUCGACUUUGCUUCGGAGGACAGCCUAGAAUGGGAGGACGAGUCGCCUUAUCCCGAAGUGCGCGCCGCCGUCUCAAAUACUGACGACAUGAGCAUGCCCGUCAACACCAUCCGCGCCUGGACCAUCGGGCUUCUGUGGUCAAUUCUCAUCCCAGGACUCAACCAAUUCAUGAACUUCCGAUAUCCGAGCAUAACGAUCGGCUCGUUGGUUGCACAACUGCUGUCGUUUCCUCUGGGCAAAGCCUGGGCUCGGUUGUUUCCAUCCGUCAAAAUCUUCGGCGUCUCCCUCAAUCCUGGCCCGUUCACUCUCAAAGAACAUGUCGUGAUUACUAUCAUGGCCACGGUCGGGUCGACGAGUGCCUACGCCACCGACGUGUUGGCUGUGCAGCGCGUCUACUAUGGGCAGAACUGGUCUUUUCUUUACCAAUGGAUGCUCGUCAUAUCUACCCAGCUGAUCGGAUUCUCCCUCGGCGGCAUCGUCAAGCGGUUCCUGGUUUCCCCACCAUCGAUGAUAUGGCCAUCGAAUCUGGUCUCGUGUGCCCUUUUCAACACCCUCCAUUCGCAGCAAUACGCAGCAUAUGGCAAGCACUACGGCAUGAGCCGCGAGCGCUUUUUCCUUUACGGCUUUUGUGCGGCCAUGAUUUGGUAUAUAUUCCCUGGUUAUCUAUUUACGGCGUUAUCUACGUUCUCCUGGGUGAGUGGUAGCAUGCUUGAUGACCCGAUGAUCAUUCCGCUGUUUUGCUAUGGUGGGUAUAACUCUGUCAACAUGAUAGGCAUGUCCAUCCUCACGUUCGACUGGAACAAUAUUGCCUACAUAAGCAGUCCGCUGGCCACGCCUUGGUGGGCCGAAGCGAAUGUCCUGAUCGGAUUCGUUUUUUUCUUCUGGAUCAUCACUCCGGUGCUCUACUACUUGAACGUGUGGUAUGCGACGUAUAUGCCGAUGAUGUCCCGACUGUCGUUCGACAAUACGGGACGCGAAUACAACGUCUCGCGCAUCCUCAUGCCGGACGGAACCCUUGACGUCGAAGGAUACAAAAGCUACAGCCCGCUCUUCCUCUCGAUGACGUUUGCUAUCGCGUACGGCAUGAGCUUCGCCAGUAUCACGGCGACGCUCGUGCAUUCGGUAUUGUACUUCCGGAAGCAGAUAUGGACGCAGGCACGGAGGUCACUGCAUGAGCAGCCGGAUGUCCACGCGAGGCUCAUGGCACGGUACAAAGCCGUCCCUGAGUGGUGGUACAUGUGCAUUUUCGGUGCCGCGGUCGUGGUCGAGGUUUGGCCCACGCAGAUGCCGAUCUGGGCGCUCUUCCUCGCGCUGCUCAUCGCGGCGUUCUACAUCAUCCCGCUGGGCAUGAUCCAGGCGAUCACGAACCAGCAGAUCGGGCUGAACGUCAUCACGGAGCUCAUUGUCGGCUAUGCGCUCCCCGGCAAGCCGUUGGCCAUGAUGCUGUUCAAGACGUACGGGUAUAUCAUGAUGGUGCAGGCGCUGCAGUAUACCUCUGAUGUGAAGCUGGGGCAUUACAUGAAGGUUCCUCCACGAACGAUGUUCUGGUGUCAAAUCAUUGCCACAGCUGUUGCCGGCACGGUACAGCUCGGCGUGCAACAUUGGAUGCUAGGACAUAUCGAUGGGAUUUGCACGCCGGACCAGAAGGACAUGUUCGUGUGUGCGAACACGGAGACGUUCUUUGUCGCGAGUAUAGUUUGGGGCGCCGUUGGACCAGAGAGACAGUUCUCGUCGGGGCAGAUUUAUCACUGGACGGCGUGUACGAUAGGGCUCACGUGGUUUUUCCUCGUCGGCGCUGUUGCGCCCAUGCUGGCAUGGCUCAUCAACAAGCGCUGGCCGAGCAGCUUCUUCCGCUACGUCAACGUACCGGUGAUCCUGUCGGGCACGAGCUUCAUCCCGCCCGCAACGGCGGUGAACUACAUCCCGUGGGCGGUCGCGGGGUUCAUCUUCAACUACCUCGUGCGGAAGCGCCAUUUUAGCUGGUGGGCAAAAUACAACUAUGUGUUGUCCGCGGCGCUCGAUUGCGGGACGGCGAUUGGGACGCUGCUGGUGUUUUUCUGCCUGCAGUAUCCGCGGUCGGGCUCGAUCGGGCGAGACACGAUCGAGAGCUGGUGGGGGAACACGGUGUACAUGGAUACGGCGGACCAGCUGGCGCUGCCGCUGAUCACGAUCCCGGUCGGGGGGAAGCCGUUUGGGCCGGAGACGUGGUGACGGACGAUCUAUGGGUGUGUGUGGGUGUGAAUGUGAACGGACGUGGGAUCUUGUUGUUGUUGUCGUCGUCGUGGGCGUUGUUGUUGUCGUUGGUGUUGUUGUAGGAUGUAGCGGGUCGAUCUAGUCAUACCAUCUCGGGCCUCUGUUACAUCUUUUCUCUUUCUGUGAGUUGAUGUUUGUUUUUGUUUUUGUUUCCACAUGCUAGGCUGGGUAGCGAAGGUGGGCUCUAGCAGGCGGUUGACGAUGCUCCGGGAUAUCUUGUACUAAUGUAUAUUAUGGGAUCUGCUAUUGCUCACGUUUUUUUUUUCAUUGCGACUCACCAAGGUGUACUUUGGCCCAGGAGGAGAUGGAAUCAUAGACUUGCUGCGUUGUC